Molecule: messenger RNA, 2390 nt
Organism: Morus notabilis
Lineage: Eukaryota; Viridiplantae; Streptophyta; Magnoliopsida; Rosales; Moraceae
Product: metal-nicotianamine transporter YSL1
Exons: 8
Coding region: 180-2180 (666 amino acids)
Biological process (GO): seed development; response to iron ion
Cellular component (GO): plasma membrane
Molecular function (GO): oligopeptide transmembrane transporter activity; iron-nicotianamine transmembrane transporter activity
Source: RefSeq, a predicted model, not a curated record
CAUAAUAAUUGCUAUAAAUAUAAGUGUUCCAUAGGAAUUGAUGAAGCACUUUCUGCCAAGUUUUCCUUCCACUACCUUAUUUUAUUAAGUCACUUUUUGCUAUUUCCUCAAACAAAACAGGAACUGCUUUAGAUACUUCAACUCUUUAGUGGGAUUUAAGUUCUAUCCAUCCAAGCGAAAUGAACAUGGGAGAUCGUGAAGCAAUAGAGAAGAAGGAGAUCGACGAGAGAGACGACUUGGAAGAAAACAUAGACGAGCACCAAGUCAUUGAGGAGGAUCAACCAUGGAAUAAGUACUUGACAGUGAGAGGAGUCCUGUCAAGCAUUGUGAUUGGAAGUGUCUACAGCGUCAUAGCCAUGAAGCUGAACCUCACAACCGGGGUUGUUCCUAAUUUCAACGUCUCCGCCGCUCUCCUCGCCUAUGUGUUCAUCAGGACAUGGAAUAAAGCGGUUCAAAAGUUUGGAUACACGGCGAAGCCCUUCACUCGGCAAGAGAAUACCAUGAUACAAACUUGUUCUGUGGCCUGCUGUAGCCUAGCUGUUGGAGGAGGUUUUGCAUCAUAUUUAUUGGGACUAAACAAGAAGACAUAUGAGUUAUCAGGAAAGCACGCUGAGGGAAACACUUUGAGUAGUACCAAGGAACCUGGUUUUGGUUGGAUGAGUGGUUAUCUUUUCUUGGUUUGCUUUGUCGGCCUUUUUGUCUUAAUUCCUCUAAGAAAGAUCAUGAUAGUGGACCUGAAGUUGACUUACCCAAGUGGCUUGGCAACUGCAGUUCUCAUUAACGGUUUCCACACUCGUGGAGAUAAUAAAAUGGCUAAGAAGCAAGUACGAGGUUUCUUGAAUUAUUUCUCCUUCAGUUUCUUGUGGGGAUUUUUCAAGUGGUUUUACAGUAAAAAAGAAGAAGAGUGCGGGUUUGCGCAGUUCCCUACAUUUGGAUUGCAGGCUUGGAAAAACAGUUUCUACUUCGAUUUCAACACAACUUACGUGGGAGCAGGGAUGAUUUGUUCCCACCAAGUCAACUUGUCCCUGCUUCUAGGAGCUGUGCUCUCUUAUGGAGUAUUGUGGCCUCUUAUUUCUCAACUUAAAGGACAAUGGUUCCCUGAAAGUCUAGAGGAAAGUGACAUGAAAAGCCUCUACGGUUACAAGGCUUUUCUAUCUGUUGCUCUAAUCCUUGGAGAUGGGCUCUACAAUUUUGUCAAAAUAUUAGCUGUGACGAUCAUCAACAUCCUUGACAGAUUAAAGAACAGAAAUAACACGGCCAUUGAAAGGGAGGGGAAACCCAUUGAAGAGAAGCAAAACGAGAUCUUCCUCAGAGAAACCAUCCCCAUGUGGGUUGGAGUUGUAGGAUACAUAAUCCUGUCCGUCGUCUCCAUAAUUGUGAUCCCCAUCCUGUUCCCACAACUCAAAUGGUACUAUGUAGUUGUGGCCUACAUGCUAGCCCCGUCUCUUGCCUUCUGCAACGCCUACGGAGCCGGUCUAACCGACAUAAACAUGGCCUACAACUAUGGCAAAGUAGCCCUCUUCAUCCUCGCGGCUCUCAGUGGGAAACAAAACGGAGUCAUGGCGGGGCUUGCCGGUUGCGGUGUGAUCAAGUCUGUCGUCUCUGUGGCCUGUACUCUCAUGCAGGACUUCAAAACUGCCCAUCUAACUUUCACGUCCCCAAGAGCAAUGUUUGUGAGCCAAGCCAUUGGCACAGCUCUGGGCUGUAUCACAGCUCCUCUAAGCUUUUUCUUGUUCUACAAGGCAUUUGACGUGGGAAACCCAUACGGGGAAUUCAAAGCCCCUUACGCCUUAAUCUACAGAAACAUGGCUAUUCUUGGAGUUCAGGGAUUUUCAGCUCUACCACGCCAUUGUCUCCAGCUCUGUUUGGGGUUCUUUGCCUUUGCUGUUGUGGUCAACAUUGUGAGGGAUUUUUCACCGAAAAAGAUUGGGAAAUGGAUGCCGCUUCCGAUGGUUAUGGGUGUGCCUUUCUUGGUUGGCGCUUACUUCGCCAUUGAUAUGUGUGUUGGGACUUUGAUUGUGUUUCUAUGGCACAAGCUUAACACCAAGAACGCCGAGAUGAUGGUUCCGGCUGUGGCUUCAGGGCUGAUUUGUGGGGAAGGGAUGUGGACUCUUCCUGCUUCGGUUCUUGCCUUGACCAAAGUAAAACCCCCAAUCUGUAUGAAAUUUGUAGGAUCCUAGGAAAACAAAGUAUUGGUUCACGGGCUAUAUAACGCUAGAGGUCAGAUAGCAAGUUUCAUAAGUUAUAAAUUAGCCCUUUUUCAGGUUCAAUAGGAAUCACAUCUUUGAGAUAUGCAAAUGUUUUUGUGAAUGAGGAAAAGUGCAGACUGAUGCGAAGCUGUUGUACCUUUUUUAUAUCAAUGACAAUAAGAUUUAUGUAUCGUGACUCUC